AUGAAGAAAAGUAAUAGGACUACCCAGAAUAGCAAAGAGCGAGUAAGCUCAGAAGAACAGUUACGUAAAAAAAAACAUUCUUUUUCACGUUCAUUCGGAGAAGGGAAGACGAAGCUGCCUACGACCAACAGCGCUCAGUUAAAAGAUAGAAAGAAACCUAGCUCAGGUUCUAUCAGUGGCUCAAGUAAGGUUCAAAAUUCUAAAGGACUCAAUGAAGGUAUAUCAGCCCAUAAUAUUUUUCUUGAAUAUGACAAAGAAAUAAAAAGCCCACACGUUGAUUUAGAAUCAAGGCAUAGUGAAGACGAAGACAGUAUAAUUACUUUAAAUGACACUUAA
Priceomyces carsonii is the source of this 336-nucleotide messenger RNA. RefSeq lists its product as uncharacterized. The record is from RefSeq and is a predicted model, not a curated record. Bases 1 to 336 code for a protein of 111 amino acids. NCBI's taxonomy places the organism in Eukaryota, Fungi, Ascomycota, Pichiomycetes, Serinales, Debaryomycetaceae. The transcript has a single exon.